Messenger RNA from Pseudophryne corroboree (corroboree frog), 1632 nucleotides. RefSeq names its product chromosome 5 C7orf25 homolog (gene C5H7orf25). Lineage: Eukaryota; Metazoa; Chordata; Amphibia; Anura; Myobatrachidae. The transcript is spliced from 2 exons. Bases 63 to 1502 code for a protein of 479 amino acids. The record is from RefSeq and is a predicted model, not a curated record.
GUCACAAAGACCACUCCCUCACUCUCCCGUCCAGUCACAUGAUAUAAUACGCUGCACUGCGCAUGUCGGCGUCCCAGGGCGAACACCCAGCAGCAGCACAGGAACUACGAGUCCCGGCAUGUAGUGCGGCUGCGCAUGCGCUUUGUGUAUACCUACGAGCUACUACCCGGUUACCGGCAGCGCUGCGUGACGCUGCUUCUGCAGUAGAAGCAAGGAAUAAUGCUGCCAACAUGUCUGUGCAAACAAUGCUUUGUGAUCGGAUAGUGAUUGCUAAAGAAUUAAUAAAGAGAGCUGAAGCCCUCUCCAAAUCUCGUGUGGGAGGUGUUGAAGGUGGCGCAAAACUAUGCAGCAAACUGAGGGCGGAGUUGAAAUUUUUGCUAAAGGUAGAGGCUGGAAAAGUAGCAAUUAAGGAAUCUCAUUUGAGAAGCACAAACCUCACACAUCUACAAGCCAUUAUUGAGUCGGCAGAGAGUCUAGAAGAAGUGGUAAGCGUUCUCCAUGUUUUCAGCUACAAUGACCAGUUUGAUGAAAAGCAAACGCUGGUGGUGGAUGUGGUAGCAAACGGCGGCCACACAUGGGUGAAAGCAAUUGGACGGAAGGCUGAAGCUCUGCACAAUAUAUGGCUUGGCCGUGGUCAGUACGGGGACAAAAGUAUUAUUGAGCAAGCAGAGGAUUACAUACAAGCAAGCCUUCAGCAACCUGUACAGUAUAGUAGUCCUCAUAUCAUAUUUGCCUUUUACAAUAGUGUUUCCAGUCCUAUGGCUGAGAAGCUGAAAGACAUGGGUAUUUCUGUACGUGGAGAUAUCGUUGCUGUUAACUCCUCUGAGGAGACUGUACAAGAAGAUAAUGAUCCAAGCGGCAGUGAAUCAGAUGAUAAUGAUGAUUUAGAACUUCUACAUGUCGGCAAAGUGGACAGGGAAAAUAUAGUGGCCAGUGUUGCUUUUCCUAGGGAGAUUAAGGUUGAAGUUUGCAACAGGGUGAACUUGGACAUCACCACAUUAAUUACUUAUGUAUCUGCUCUCAGUCAUGGGGGCUGCCACUUGAUCUUCAAAGAGAAGGUUUUGACAGAGCAAGCAGCACAGGAAAGGCAGGAGAAGGUGUUACCUCUGCUGAAUUUCUUCAUGGAAGGGAAGGAACUGUUUGCCUGUGAAUGUGCCGUCAGGGACUUCCAGUCUAUAUUGGAGACCUUGGGAGGACCACAAGAGAGGGAGCGAGCUGCAGCACUUAUAAAGAGAAUUACUGUCGUACCCGACCAACCUUCCGAGCGUGCCUUAAAACUUGCUGUGAGCUCCAAAAUUAAUAGUCGUUCAAUUUCCAUAUUUGGGACUGGAGAUAGUUUGAGAGCCAUCACAAUGACUGCUAAUAGUGGCUUUGUAAGAGCAGCAAAUAAUCAGGGUGUUAAGUUUAGUGUUUUCAUUCACCAACCUCGAGCACUAACAGAAAGCAAAGAGCCUUCUGCUUCUCCUAUACCAAAGAAUCACACGUCUGCUGACCUACUCUGACCUCAGGGGUUGUCUAUGCACUAUAUCCCUGGGCUGUUUGUGCAAUCACACAGAGAGGACAUUCCAAAUGGCCUGUAUGAUUCUGACCUAAAUACAUCCUGUCCAGAUAUAUAAUAAACAGUUGAAGUUA